This is a messenger RNA of Symbiodinium sp. CCMP2456, 6717 nucleotides long. The record is from the annotation of a GenBank genome assembly. NCBI's taxonomy places the organism in Eukaryota, Dinophyceae, Suessiales, Symbiodiniaceae.
AUGACAGGUGUUGUCCGUUCCACGACUUGUGACCCUUCUGAUCCGGAAUGGGCGGUGCAUUUGAUAAGUCCGGCACCUAUCCUCGAUGGUGAGCAGGUCCGAGCAGCCUGUUUGGUACCAAGCUCUCUUCCCCGCUUGUCGAGUGCUUCAGAGGCUCCGUGGUUGGUGCCCAUAGAUGCCGGCCUUGCAAGGCAUCAGGAUUUGGACCUUCAGCAGAUCUUCGAUCGCCAGAUGAGUUCGUGGUUCAUUUGCGGGAGUCUGGCGCAGCUAGCGCCAGGUCUCAACAGGCAGGUUGCCGAAGUCGACGUGCGUCCGUUGUUUUGGAACGUUUGCAGCGAUUACCAUGCUGCGGAUGUCAUGCUGUGUCUUGUCUUCCCGGAUCCUACCAUUGGCCACCGAGUCCUGAAAAGCUGCACGUCUUUGAGUGUGGUCAAGGGCCCCAUAGAGGAUAUGAACACCGUGAGAGCAAGCAAGGAUGCCAUGUACACAUUGAAGACCUGGGCGACCCAGCUGGACGUGACACGUGUGGACGAUUCCAUGAACUGUUAUGGCAAGAUCGUGGCCGUACACCAGCAGAUGCAGAAAGAGUUGCAGAAAUCCGCACAAGACAUGCCGGGCUCCAGUGGCUUCUUGGCCGAAAACCUGGAGAAACUGCAUCGGUCGUCGUACCUCGAGCGCUCCACGAUUGCUGAGGGUGUUGCUACAAGAUGCACCAUUAGCGGCCUACCCGUUUUGGCACUGCCCGAUGAGUUGACCAGCACGGGCAACACACCUAUGCAAGCCUCCUUGGAAAGCUUUUUCGAAGAAUACCAGGACAAGAUCGUGUCAGAGGACAAGCAGCACCUCGAGGCCGCCUUGAGAUACAUCGACAUGGGGCAGACCAUGGAUUCAAAUCCAGAGGAUGACCACAGACUGCUUUGUGACUACCACAGUGCGGUCGGUCGGCUGUGUCCUCUGGAUGAUGUCAUGGUGGGGAGCCAGCUGAAUCGUGUGCGAGACCUGGGCUCCAUCAUUACCGCCUUCCCUCUCAAUCGGCCAGGAGAGAGUGGGCAGCAGGUGAGAUACAUUUCCAUGGGCCCUGGAGUUGUUGCUGAGAAUGCCACUGACGGCAAGACAUAUCGGUUUAUUCAGAAUGUGGAAGUCCAUGAUCCAUACUCAGAAUUAGACAAGCUGUGCAGCUUCUUUGAAGAGAUGGGGAUACCUUGGAUCGAGGACCAGGGCCAGAGGAAGGCUAGGGUGGUGGACCUCUACAUGAACAACCAACGCCUGUAUGAGGAGGUGAACCUAUCAUUGUGGACGGACGAUGAAGUCCUGCUGCCGCGGCUUGCUCCCUACAUCCGAGCGUUGCGAAGUCUGUUUGAAAGGCCCCAACAGGAUGAGAUUGAAGGCUUCGAGUUCUUUGGUGAAGCAGGCCAAGUCGUUGAGCGGCGAAUGCAGUUGGAUGAGGACCAGAUUAACUUGUACUUGCUGGAAGAGAGAGUUUGCUGGCCACACUUCGCGCUGGCGAGAGUCAUGGACCUGCAGAAGGUGAAACUGAAAGAUCUGAAAAAUGAGGACCUUUCGGCCGAGUCAGCCCGUGAAGCGACAGCCGUGCGUGUUCACUUUGACGGGGAUCUGCCGAAUGCAGGGUAUGUUCCAGCAGUGGUCGGCGCCCUGUCGCGCAAGCAGCACCCUCACGAAAGAGUUGUGAUGUUUCCGCCACAUUGCAUGUUCCGCAUAGAAAACGUCGACGGUUGCAAGACCUACGAUGAUCCAAAUAAAUGGACCAUUAAUCUGGCUCUGGACAGCGUCCCAUCAGUAUGGAAGCUUAUUCGCGAGAAGGACUGGCAGCGCUUUAAAGAGUGGGCAGAUGCGCAUCCACAGCUUGUCAACAGCCACGGGAGCUUGCGAUCGGUCAUUUGCGAAGUGGCACGAAGCUUGGCCUCAGAGACUCGACAGUUGGACGAGGAUCCUGUGGAGAUGUGCCUGAGCCGUGGUGCCCAAGCCAACGAGGUCGACGACGAUGGUAAGACUGCGCUGUCGAUUCUGGCCUCCGAAGCUCCAAGGCAAAUUCGUGCAAAAGACACCAAUGCCGGGUCAGCGGUUGUCAGGCUCUUGGAGUUUGGCGCUCAUUCUGUCGAAGGUGUUGAUGUAUCGAGCAUUGACUUCAGCUACCGCCACGUAAAUUGGCAGUAUUGGCACGACAAGGUGCAGGAAAAUGGGAAAACGAGCGGAUGGUAUCCCUUCAGCCGCCCAGCAUCAGACACACUGGAGAGCAAGUAUCAGGCCUGGCUGCUGCGUGGCGAGCUUGGUGCGGCAAGUGAUUGUAACGUCCGGAGUGGCGAGCACGAAUAUCGUGUGUGGUUCAAGGAGAUGAAGCAGCAAAAAUCUGGAUCUGGCAAAGAGCGACGAGUUCGCAGGGCCCCAAAAGGUCUUGACGAGGGUGAGGACUUCCAGGUCAAGGCUGAUUUCGAGUCCAUGCUCCGGGUGCUUCAGAUUUCGCUGUGUGAAGGAACGCAAGAGGCCGCAGAAAGGCUUCAACAUGACGUUUCGGAUCCUGGCUUGAAGCAGGCUUUGGAAGCAAUAGCUGAAGCCUCGGAUGACGAUGAAGAAGCACUUAAGGACGGAAUACAGCAGUUUGAUGAUGCUUUAGCACAGCACGUCAGCGCUUCCAGCGCUGCAGCUGACGGCGGCGAGCACGGUUCUACUCAACAUGCCCAUGCGAUGGAGGAAAGGCGCACUGAAGAGUUGCAAAGCUUUCGGAGGACCGCGAAAAGCCUUCAUGCGUCUCUUGUUAUGGGCUGGGAGGACAGAGGAGAGGCUCGCAAGCUGAUCAGAGCCGUGGAAGAUGACCCCAAUGCGCGUCUUGAGAAAAACUUCCUAGCCGAAUCGCAGAUGACUGUGUCGAACGUUGAGGUUUUCGACAACGGCGGCAAGUUGAACGCUGCCUUCCGGGUGACACUGUCCUGGCAGAACUCUAGUCCAGGUGUUCCGACCGAUCUGGAUAUGCAUAUGAAGUGUCCAGACUGCGAGAAAGAAGUGUACUUUAGCCACAAGGAAUGCGGGUGUGCAGAAGAGCAGAGGAGGUUGUGGCUGGAUGUAGAUAUGCGGGGCGAGAAAAACGAUUCCACGGAGAACAUGACAGUUGACCAGCCAAGUGCGAAAGGCUACGAGUGUCGCGUCCGGCUGUUUUCGGGCCAGCCAGUGCCUUUUACGGUCUUGGUUCGAAGAGCUGGCUACCCAGAUCGUGAAUACAAACUGGGACCUCACAAGACUUGUCACAAGAAGGGAGAGAUGAGGAUAUUUUCGGCUUGGAUGGAUCAGAAAGGCGACCUGCAAUUGAAGUCGGAUGAUAUUCCCUUUCAGGAGCAGCGAUUGGAACCUCUGCCACCUCAGGAAACAUCAUCUUCUGCGGCCGUGCGUCCUGUGCGCCGUCGAAGCUCCCAACUCGUCAAACCCCCAGGACAACGCAGUCAUCUUCUGAUUUCAGGGCGCUUUAACAGCGAGGAAAAGAUUGAGUACAUGAAGCGUGUGAAAGAGCUACUGGAUGAUCAAGGCGUGCCCACCUUCAUGGUAGAAGCCCAGGGGGCAGGGGACACGUUUGGUGACAAGACCGUGCUGGGUCUGUAUCAAGCCAAAGCACUGGUGGCCUUCUGCACAGCCGACUAUGGUGCGAAAACCGGUGCUCAGUACGAGACGUAUGUGGAGUUGCAGUACGCGCAUCAGGAGAAACUUCCGAUAAUUCCGGUUCAAAUCUGCGACACCUUCCCGCCAAAGCCGGAUGAUCUGGAAGGUCAAGCUCAGAACCAUUUCGUUUUCCGCAGCGACAUCAUACGCAUUAUGGAUGUUGGAAUGUCCAACCCAUCCAAAGUUGCAAGUGACAUCCACCAGGACGAAACGCCCACUGACGAGCUGUCCAAAGGUUUCAAGAAGCGCAGCGUGCUGUGGUUCGGCGCAGCUAUGUAUGACCAAGGAUCCAAAGGAAAGACUGACAUGCGCAGGAAGAUUGAUACGGCCCGCAUUCGUGUUCGAGCCAAGUGCCAAGUCAACGGGAUCAAACGGCUAGUCCUCGUCAUCCUGCCAAGCUCAAGCUGCGUCCGCGUCGAGCACGGGAGGCUCGGCAGGCGGAAGGAGCCCCAGAGGGACAUCGCCCUCCAGCCCGUGCCCGAGAAGGUUGCAUUUCCAAGUGGCAGGGAUAGCAAUGUGGCUGUUGCUUGUCCAUCAUUUUUUGCUCAUGCUCGUUUAGACACGAGAGGCUCGACGGAAGAGUCGCGGACAUACUUCCGAUCGUCCGCUCAGCUUUCGGAUUACGAUGCGCACAUUCGCGCCACCGCUGCAGAGCUCGGAGUGGAAGUGGAACAUUUGCAGACGAACGACCUGGACGAGUGCAUCAGGCUACUGUCCGGCACCGAUGCUAACGCCAUUGUCAUCAAUCCCGCAGGCUUCGGCAAGGAGCCGGCCCUGGUGGAGUGCAUCGCUGCGCUCAGGAAACCGGUAUUCGAAGUCCACUACGGCAACUUCUUCGCCAAGGGCGCGACAUCUCUGGUAACGGCUGCUUGUAACGGGCUCAUCUGUGGCGCCAAGCUGAGCUCCUACUCUGCGGGCAUGUGCUUCGCCGGCUUUUGGGUUGUUGGGUGGUUUCUUCGGAGCUGUGAGGACAAUGAAGAUAGGGACGGUCGACGGUCAGGGGACUGCAUCAUAAAUUUCACGUAUGUGAUUCUGCUGACUUCGAAGUCGGAGGCUGAGAAUCCGGACGUGGGUGCACCAAAGAGGAAAUCAGAGGCUGUGGCCCUCGUUUACUUGACUGACUCUGCUCGCAGCAACCGCUCGAACUACACCGCACUCACCUGGGAGGAGGAUGAGAAGCAGAAGAGCGGGACAGCCUUUGAGAUCGAGGAGCGAGACGGAGCGGAUCAGGCGCAGACGGCUCCAAGUCCGACUGUCAGCAACCUCCAGCCGUUUCCUGUCCAUUAUGUGCCGCCCUCGCAGCGCUCGACUCCCGCGCCGUCGUACGUACCCUCCGUCUCCUCGUACGUGGCCGGUGCGCCCCAAAGCCCAGCAUCGCAGACAACGUGGAUCUCCUCCCGUGGUCACAGCUUUGGGCACGGCUCUCCGAGCCAGCCACGACUUGAGAUGGUGAAGCAGAAGCCCUUCUGGCUCGUGGAACUCAAGGAUCGCAUCUGGCCGGAGAUCUCUCGGUAUAUGGGCCAGGAGAUCGUUGGGAACUUCCAGGCCGCCGGUGCUCCGAAUCGGGAGAAGACCCUCCAGGACAUGGUCCAGAAGCUGGAAUCGAAGCCUUUGCAGCUGCCCAUUGAGUCCAGCUGGACGAACUUCUUGAUGAACCUGGUCUGGCCAGUUAUUGGCCCAGAGGUCUCCGCUGCCAUGAAGGACAUCAUCGCUCCAAAGCUUCACAACAAGUUGUCCUUUCUCGCCCCGAUUACCGUGGAGGUAGACCUGGGAACGGUGCCCCCAGAGUUCGGCGAGGUGGAAGUUCUCGAGGAUACAGAGAUGGGCUCCUUCAUGGACUUGAAGCUGCACCUACACUGGCACGCAAAGCCCAAGAUUGUGGUGACUUGCAAACUGGGCACCGUCGAGCUUACAACCAUGCAGUUGGGCUGUACUUUCUAUUUCGGCUUCCACAACAAGGUCCCAGAGCCGCCGUUCUUCGACGCGGUCUGCAUGUACAUGGGCAAUGCCUUUAUGCAUGCUCGAGACGUCCUCGGCACAGAUCUAGCCAUGGACGAUCCCUACCUUGGCAUGGACUUCACCCAUGGAUGGACUGGCCUCGAUUCCAGAUUUGUCGAAGAUGCCAUCGUUGGUGCUGUCAACGGCACCUUCGGACCAUGGAUGGUGCUGCCCCAGCGCGUGGUGAUGCCGAUGCGUGAAUUCCCGUUCAGCUUCGACCUUGGGAACCCGAUGCCGAAAGGCUGCUUGAAGCUCACCGUGAAAGGAGCCAAUGGCCUGGUCGGCACGGAGUGGAAGAUGGCGUCAAUCCUCACUGGCAGCAGGUCGAACGACCCGUACGUUACUGUCGACCUCGGGGGAACCGCCGAGCGAACCCUCAGGACUCCGACGUGCUACAACACGCUUGAGCCUGCGUGGAAGGACCACAACUCGUUCUUCUUCGUCAUCGAUGCCUUGCGAAUACAGCACUUCAAUUUCCGCAUCUGGGACGACGGAUUUAUGCAGCAGCUGCGAGAGCAGCAUCUGGGUGUGGCCAGUGAAGGGGAUGAGAUGGCACGAAAGCUGGGAGUGCGCGUUCUGGACCUCUUCGGUGUCCAGUCAUUGGACUACUUUGACCGCGAGCGGGAGGUCGAGCGCACCUGCGAGCUGGAGCAGGGGUGGCCAGGCAAAGAGCACCCGGACCCGGAAAACGGGGGCAAGGCUAUGCUUGAGCUCGGCCUGCAGUGGAGACCUAUCUCGCAAUCCGUCUCAGCUCAGCUGCCUCCGGAUGUUUUUCUGGACGACGAGGAAGGAAGCGAAGAAGAAGAGGAAGAGGUCCGCUGGCCUCUGUUCGUCCUGCGCGUGGGCGUGCAGCAUCUGGAGAUGCGACGCUGGGCCUGCUCUGGAGAUCAGGGAGUGCAGUUAGUAAGGGUAUAUGUAGCGGUGGAGUGGGAAAUCUCUUCUUCAGGGCUCAGGUCGCCAAAUCACAGCUUUCUACAGCGACGCUUAGGAGGCUUGGGAUUUCCACUGGUCGUUCCCAAAGCCACGCAGUGUGCAAAUUUGCAGAAUGAUUGA